UUACCUGCUUCGCACGUCAUUACCAGAGAGAGAGAGAGAGAGAGAGAGAGAGAGACUUGACGUGGGCUGCUCCAUGCAGUUAGCUCGCAUUAGACCCAGAAUACACCCAACCGGUGAAGUGUUGCUGUCUCUUGCUGUGUCGGGCUAACACUGGGGCAGUAACAGAGCGCUGAUGUGCCCGUGAGAGGAGGCUGUAGUAGCCGCCCCGCCAGUCGCUAUUUGGGACUCCUUUUCCCGUCCAAAAGGGAUUUUUGUUACGUGCCUCUGGAGCCAAAACAUGGUGUACAGGCAAUAAGGCUUGACAGAAGAUGAGACGGGGGUGGUGGCUCAUCAGAUGGCUGGGGACAGGAAUGGCAAUCCUCUCUUUGCUAACCCACAGCUGGGGCCAGGACACAGAAGAGUGUAAACUGUCCCGGCCAGGCCCCCCUGCAACCAUAGUGACCAUUGAUGAGGAGAGCCCCAACGGUACAGUUUUGGUGGAAAACAUGCAGAUAAAUGGCCGUGCCCAAGACCCAGGCAGAACCAUCUCACUGACAUUGCUGGACAACUAUGACUACUGGGUGAUACUGGAACCAUCACGACAGAGGCUCUACCUCAACAGCACCGGGCGUGUUCUGGACAGAGAUCCCCCCAACUCUAUCACCACCAUUGUGGUUGUGGUCCAGUGCACCAAUGAGCUGGUUGGUACUGUCAUUUUUCAUGAGGUAAGGAUAGUUGUGAGGGACAGGAAUGACAACAGCCCUCGCUUUCAGCAGCCACGCUACUAUGUUGCAGUUAACGAGCUCACACCAGUUGGAACGACCAUUUUCACUGGCUUCUCAGGAAAUAAUGGAGCUACGGACAUUGACGAUGGGCCCAAUGGACAUAUAGAAUACAGCAUCCUUUACAACCCCAAUGACCAGGCAUCUAACAGAACAGUGAGUGUCGCAAACACCCUUUCAGGAAACAUUAUUCUGGCAGAGAGGCUAAACUAUGAGGAGAGAACUCGCUACCUGGUUUUGGUUCAAGCCAAUGACCGCGCUCCCUACCCCCCCAACAGACUAACGGCUACCACAACUCUGACUGUGGACGUUCUUGACGGAGAUGACCUGGGCCCCAUGUUCCUGCCUUGCAUUUUGGUGAACAACACCCGUGACUGCAACCCCCUCACCUACCAUGUUGCUAUCCCUGAAUUCACCCAACCGAGUAAACUGAACCCACUAAAUGUGACCCCUGCAAUCCGGGCCGUGGACAUGGACAGAAACAUACAGCCCCCAUCAGACAGACCUAGCAUUCUUUACUACAUCCUGGUUGGUCAUCCAGUCACGUAUCCAGAGUAUUUCACCCUGAACAGAACGACUGCAGAGCUGCGUGUUCUGAAGCCUAUCAGCAGGGACUUGUAUCAAAGGUUCACCCUCAUCAUCAAGGCAGAACAGGACAACGGUCACCCCCUCCCAGCCUAUGCUGACCUCAUUAUCGACAUCCUGGAUGAGAACAACCAGGCACCAUAUUUCCAGUUUGCUACCUAUCAGGGAUAUGUGAGUGAGUCCUCGCCAGUGGGUACGACUAUCUCAGCCAGUGCCAACCUCACUGCUGCCCUGGGAAUCAUCGUUCUGGAUAAUGACAUUGAGGAGACGAAAGACCCCAUGGUAAGAAUUACCCUGGAAGACUACACCACGAUCUUCGGCCUGACCCCAACUGGGAUAAUCCGCUACCUGAGGCUCAUCGAACCUGUGGACCGGGAGAAGCAGAUGGCCUAUACUUUCACGAUGUUGGCAUCAGAUGGUGUCCAGCAGAGUAGACCAGUAACUAUCAACAUCCUGGUCAUUGAUGCCAAUGACAAUACGCCCACGUUUGCUAAGGUCUCCUACAGCGUUGAAGUCUUCACAAACAUGCAGCCGGGGGAGACGGUAUUACAGUUAACAGCAACAGAUGCUGAUGAGGGACUGAACGGUCUGGUGACCUAUGAGAUACUGGCUGGUGACCAGGGACAUUUCAUCAUUAGUAAUCGCACUGGACGCAUCACUGUGGCGUCUGGUGUCACUUUGACUGUGGGACGAUCUUACGCACUCACUGUCAAGGCCUCUGACAAUGCACCAGAGACCCAGAGAAGGAGCUCCAUCACCACAGUGUACAUUGAAGUGUUGCCUCCCAACAACCAGAGCCCCCCACGCUUCCCUCUCCUCACCUACAACGUGGAAGUCAGCGAAGCCAUGAGGAUAGGAGCUAUUCUGCUCAAUCUGCAAGCCACAGACAGAGAAAACGACCCAAUCACGUACCGCAUUGUGAGUGGGGAUUUCGAGAAGGUUUUCAACCUCUCUGAAACGAUUGGCCUUCUGCUUCUAGGAAAGCCUCUGGACAGAGAGAACACAGAUCAGUACCGUCUGAUUGUCACAGCCUCCGACGGCAACCCUGGAGGGACAUCCACUACUACUGUGAACAUAGUCGUCACUGAUGUCAACGAUAAUGACCCUAAGUUUGACCUCACCAUACUCAAGAAUUUUACUGUCCGAGAAGAAGAGGCCAAUUUGUUUGUAGGACAAGUCAGGGCUACGGAUUCAGAUGCAGGGGUCAAUGGCCAGGUGCGCUAUCGGAUUGUGAAUCAUCCAGACUUGUUUAUAAUCAGUGCUAACGGCAGCAUCUACACAAGAGUGCCUCUUGACCGGGAGCUUAGGAGUCAGUAUGAGCUGGUGGUAGAGGCCUCAGAUGGAGCAGUGGAUCCACGGCGGACCGCCCUUACCCUCUUAAUCCAGAUUACGGAUAUCGAUGACAACAGCCCAGUAUUCUCCCAGCAAACGUAUACAGUGAAUGUACCUGAGAACAGCCCUGUGGGAACUGUGAUCCUAAAGCUAAGCGCGGUGGACUUAGACCUCUUCUCCAAUGUCACAUAUCGGAUCAAGACUGAAUCGGCCAGACAGUUGUUUUCUCUGAACCCUGUCACGGGGGAGUUAGCUGUGCUGCAGACCCUGGACUUUGAGGACCUGGCAGCUAUGGGCAUGGGGGCCUCCUACACUUUCCAGGUGGAAGCUGUCGACCAAAGAGGGGUCAUGCCCCCAGGGCAGGCUACCAUCACGGUCCGAAUUACGGACAUGAAUGACUUCUCCCCCAUCUUUACCCAAGACCUGUAUACAGGCUUGGUGGCACCCAAUGCGGAGAAAGGAACAGUCAUCACAACUGUUUUUGCUAAGGACCAAGACCCACCAGGUACUCCAGCCAGUUUUGUCCGCUACAGAGUGGACCUGGACAGGUCGCCAUACAGUGGGAGUAUCUUUGGUGUGGAAGUGGAAACUGGAAGAGUCAUCACUAAGGUCAACCUCAAUGAGGAGCCCAGUGUCACCUUUAAGUUGUUCGUUAUAGCCUAUGAUGAUGGGGAGCCGGUGAAGUUUAACAGUACCUUGGUGGAGAUCACUGUUCUUCAGCCUUCCCGCAUCCCAAUCUUCACCCAGGAAGAGUACAGGUUUCCUCUAGUUAGUGAGCUGGCUCCAUUUGGCACACUGGUAGGGACUAUUCUCGCUGCUGCUAUCAAUCAAACCAUCUUCUACUCCAUUGUGGAAGGAAAUGAACUAGGUCAUUUUCAGGUGAACAACGGGACAGGCGUCAUCUCCACAGCUAAACCUCUGGAUUAUGAAAAUGUGACUAGCUAUGUCCUCCGGGUCCAGGCGGACUCUAUGUUGGUUGUCAUGUCCAACCUGCGUGUGCCUUCUAAAACUAACACAGCCAAGGUGUUCAUUGAGGUGCUGGAUGAGAAUGACCACCCUCCCGUCUUCUCCAGGAAGCUCUACAUAGGGGGCGUGACGGAAGACAGCAAGAUCUUCAGCUCUGUGCUCAAGAUAGUGGCCACUGAUAAGGACACUGGGAAUUACAGUGCGAUGGCAUACCGCCUGAUUAUCCCGCCCACACCAGAGGGCCAGGACAGCUUCGUCAUCGAGACCUACACGGGUAUUAUCAAAUCGGCCAUUAUGUUUCGAAAUAUGCGCAGGUCCUACUUCAGCUUUGAAGUUAUUGCCACAGACAACUAUGGAAAAGGUCUCAGCAGCAGGGCAGACGUGGUGGUUUCCGUGGUCAACGCGUUGGACAUGCAAAUUGUUGUGUCUACUGUCCCACCUUCUUUAGUGGAAGCGAAUAGGGAGCAGCUCAUUAGUAUUCUGGAGCGCCACAUCCAGGACCAGAUUCCAGGUGCCAAGGUGAUUGUAGAGUCAAUCGGGCCACGUCGUCAUGGCGAUGGCUUUGAACUAGAGGACUACAGUAAGUCAGAUCUGAUGGUGUACGCCAUUGACCCGCUCACCAACAGGGCCAUCUCGCCCAAGGAGCUCUUCAAAUUUCUCGAUGGGAAUGUGCUGGAAAUCAACAAGGAGUUCCAGCCGUACCUGGGCGAGGGUGGACGCAUCCUUGAGAUUCGCUCUCCAGACAUUGUGGCUAGUGUGAAGAAGGCGGCGCAGGCUGUGGGCUACACAGAGGGAGCUCUCCUGGCCCUGGCCAUCAUCAUCAUCCUCUGCUGCAUCCCUGCCAUCCUUAUCGUCAUGGUCACCUACAAACAAUUCAAAGAGCGACAGGCUGAGUGUUCAAAAACUGCCAGGAUUCAGAUGGCUUUACCACCAGGAGGGAAAGCAGCUCCAGCGGUUGCUCCCAGUGCUAAUCUCUAUGAGGAGCUGGGCGACAGCAGCAUGCGAGGCUACGGCAGACAGCAACAGCAACUGCUGAGGCCAUCUCUUCUGAGACCUGAGGAACUCUCUAUGGAGUCAGGUAUCGACCCAGGCCAGGACUACUACGCACAAGACUACUAUAAUUAUGACCAAGGGUAUGACAUUCCUCAGUAUGGCAGUCGGAGGAGGCUGAUACCGCCCAUGUAUGAUGAAUAUGGAGAGGUGAUCAUGGAGGAUGAUGGAGAACUGGAUCAUCAGGAACUGGGGAAAAAGAAGCAGAUUAAGCUGGUGGUAGAUCGGGAGAAUGAGACCAGCUCCACAGGAGAAGAGAGCACCACAGAGACCCAGAGAAACCGACUCCCCAACAGCCACAGCAGCAUCAAUGGUAACAUUUACCUCGCACAGAACGGCACUAUUGUCCGAACUAGGCGGCCACCCCACCCAAACAACUUGAAAGGGGGCUCUCCUUGCCGACUCAGUAAGCAUUUUAAAAAACUAGACAAGUUAGGUGUGACUCAUGAAGAACCCGCUCCCAUUAUUAGCAUCGAUGGCACAGGAGACGACACAGAAAAUGGAACAGGUACGUGUGUUUCCUCUAACAUGGACGUUAACCUCAACACUCGGUCCUCCUGUGGUUCCCUUGGAUCCACCAUCACAGAUCUUAAAAGUUUUGGGUCCAAAACCAAUAUUGCCAAGGCCUUGAUUGACAGAAACAGCAGUGGCCCAUGUAUCAAUGAGGAGCAAGAGACUUCUGUGGACAACCACAAGGACAGUAGGGAGACACUGGAGUCCCACAGUGACCACACAUUAUCAGACGAGGAUGAGUUAUGGAUGGGACCCUGGAACAGCCUGCACAUACCAAUGACAAAACUCUGACUGACCAUGCAGAAAUUUAAUUUCCUUUUUGUUAUUUUCAUAAUUUUAUCAUGUUGUUUUUGUUAAGAAAAUUAUCAUUAUAAAAAUGAUUGUGUGCCUCAACUGGAUAAGCUCCAAUCACCGUCUGACAGGCAGUUGCACUUUUAGUCACAUUUUAUUUAACCAUAAUACAUUAAAGCUUACUUGUACCAAGCGUUUAUCGAAGACAGGGUUAUUACAGAUGGGAGCAUAGAGCUGCAAAGCAAUGAGUGCGUCAAAGAAAUCUGAAAAUGUAUGUAAACAGUGCUUGACUAUAAUUUUAACUCUUUAUUCAACAAUGAAAAUGGGCGUCUUUUAUUGAGUGAUUCCAUGUUUUACUGUCCUUCUCAGCCUCAGUUUUUUUAGUUUUUAACUUGAAAUACUGAUCACAAACAGAUUGUACUUCAUUUCACUACAGAUAUUUACAAAGAAAUCACGGUGAACAUGAGAAGAUAUUGUGAUUAUAUAGUCUAUGAUAUUGAAGUAAAAUAAACUUAUUUUGCUAAUAGCAUUUUACUUGCAAAUAAUUAAGAUUGAUUAUUUUAUGUUGUGACCACUUGACAAUUUUUUGAAAAUUUCUGAAAAGUAUAUGAAAUUAUUUUUGUCUAUUUUGUAUCUAACAGAGAUGGAGAAUCGAACAUAUGAGAUAAGAGGCAUAAUAUCCAGAUGACUGUCAUCACUGUAUUUCAACAGUGAAAUAUGACAGUGUGAUCAUAGCGUUUUUAUAUGGACAUUUGUAACUACAGAAUGUGGAAUUUUCAACCCCUUUACAUGAUGCAGAUUCAGUCUGUUCGUGAUAAUUUAUUAACUGACACAUCAGGACCCU
This is a messenger RNA of Perca flavescens (yellow perch), 6342 nucleotides long. RefSeq names its product protocadherin-related 15a (gene pcdh15a). The record is from RefSeq and is a predicted model, not a curated record. Bases 309 to 5498 code for a protein of 1729 amino acids. NCBI's taxonomy places the organism in Eukaryota, Metazoa, Chordata, Actinopteri, Perciformes, Percidae. The transcript has 38 exons. Gene Ontology annotation, molecular function: calcium ion binding. Gene Ontology annotation, biological process: sensory perception of sound; homophilic cell-cell adhesion; inner ear development. Gene Ontology annotation, cellular component: plasma membrane; stereocilium.